AUGUCUAGCUCGACUCCAUAUCUUGAACCUUCAUUUUCAGAUGAUGAAAGUGAUAAUAUCAUCUUCCUAGAGAAUAAUUCUGAUUAUAAUGACGGAGACACAAUACGUAUGAAGAAAUUUAGUGAUUCCCCCAUUUUUGAAUCAUUAAAAGAUUCCAUCGCAGCACAACUUUUUGAAAUUAACGGUCAGAUUAGCACCCUACAGCAAUUUAGUCAAUCCUUACAAAAAUCAUUAGAUGAUAAUAAAGUUAGAACUAAAAUUGUGGAAAAUGUUAUCAAAAAAGCUAACCUGAAUAUUCAUAAAAUUGGAGAAUUAGUUAAAGCUUGUAAUGAGGACGUAACUAAAAUUGAUUCCCUAGAGGUAACUACUUUAAAUAAAUUACAACUCAUAUCAAGAGAAAAAUUAUUGAGGGAUUUUAAAUCCUCUUUACAAGAAUUCCAAUCCAUUCAAUCAAAUUAUACAAAGUUAAUCAAACAAAUUAACGAGAAAACAAAAUUACAAUUAUAUGGUAAUUUGCAUUCAGAUGCAAAUGAGACUGCUUUGCUUCAAGAACAAGAAGAACAUACACAACCACAGAUACAUGAACAACAAUUGCUACCGAAACAGAAAAAUCGUAUAGUUAUAGAAAGAGAACCCAUAAAUAAUGAAGAAUUCACAUAUCAACAGAAUCUAAUAGAACAACGAAAUAGAGAAAUUACAAACAUUGAACAAGAUAUUACCGAAUUGAAUGAAAUCUUCAAAGAUUUAAGUAAUGUGGUACAACAACAAGGACUAAUGGUAGAUAAUAUUGAAUCAAAUAUAUAUUCUUUCUCUGAUAAUACUCAAAUGGCUUCACAGCAAUUAAAUAAAGCAAGGAAAUAUCAAAGACAUGGUACAAAAUGGUGUCUUUACUUAUUAAUUGCAUUAUCCAUCAUGCUAGUGUUUUUAUUGUUGAUAGUGUUUAUAUAA
Messenger RNA from Naumovozyma dairenensis CBS 421, 948 nucleotides. RefSeq names its product SNAP receptor PEP12 (gene PEP12). NCBI's taxonomy places the organism in Eukaryota, Fungi, Ascomycota, Saccharomycetes, Saccharomycetales, Saccharomycetaceae. Gene Ontology annotation, cellular component: membrane; SNARE complex; endomembrane system. The record is from RefSeq and is a predicted model, not a curated record. Gene Ontology annotation, biological process: intracellular protein transport; vesicle fusion; Golgi to vacuole transport. Gene Ontology annotation, molecular function: SNARE binding; SNAP receptor activity. Bases 1 to 948 code for a protein of 315 amino acids. The transcript has a single exon.